This is a messenger RNA of Mesitornis unicolor (brown roatelo), 2370 nucleotides long. It is a transcript of the gene PHF3, whose product is annotated as PHD finger protein 3. The annotation marks the transcript as partial. Gene Ontology annotation, cellular component: nucleus. NCBI's taxonomy places the organism in Eukaryota, Metazoa, Chordata, Aves, Mesitornithiformes, Mesitornithidae. The transcript has 2 exons. The record is from RefSeq and is a predicted model, not a curated record. Gene Ontology annotation, biological process: DNA-templated transcription.
GAGAUCUGUGUAGUUCGCUUUACCCCUGUAACAGAAGAGGAUCAGAUAUCCUACGCGCUGUUGUUCGCUUAUUUCAGCAGCAGGAAACGUUACGGUGUAGCGGCCAAUAACAUGAAGCAAGUGAAAGAUUUGUACCUCAUCCCUUUAGGUUCCUCAGAUAAAGUCCCGCAUCAUCUUGUGCCUUUUGAUGGGCCUGGGAUUGAAAUACAUCGACCAAACUUAUUACUGGGACUGAUAAUUCGCCAGAAAAUGAAGAGGCAGGUUCCAGCUGUGGCGAGUGUUACGAGCAGCUUUGCGGAUGAAGCUUCUGAAAGCACGGUGAGUAACGUGCCACCGGAGAAGAAAAGCAAGCCGAGCAAACCCGAAGUCUCUCAUCACGAGCUGGCGCUAGAAGAAGAAGAGGAAAAUGACUUCUUCAAUUCCUUCACGACUGUGCUCCACAAGCAGAGGAAUAAACCUCAGCAGUCCAAUAUAGAAGAUGCUCCAGCAGUUAUUGAACCUUUGGUGGAAGGUACCAAAAAUGAACCACCAAAGCCUCUCAGAUUUCUUCCCGGAGUCCUGGUUGGGUGGGAAAAUCAACCUUCUACGCUGGAGCUGGCAAAUAAACCCUUGCCAGUGGACGAUAUCCUUCAGAGCCUGUUGGGUACCACGGGGCAGGUGUAUGAGCACAGCAAGUCCGAAGCAAGUCCCAGUGAAGAAAUCCCAUUAUUAAAUGAACAGGCAACCAUAAAAGAAGAAAACAUGGAUGUUGGUGACGUGUCUGCUGAGGUUAGUGAUGCCAAGAUGGGUUUGGAUGAGCCACAAGAGUCUGCUAGCGCUGCUGUGAGUGUGGAAGCAGCAGCCGCAGGGACCUCGGGUUCAAGAAGUGCUGGGCCUUUGGUAGGGCUGAGCCUGAAGGGAAAACCUCCAGACGUCUCCACCGAAGCGUUUUUAGCAAAUUUAUCAGCUCAGUCACAGAGUAAAGAAAGUGAAGAAAGCAAAGAAAACGACGCCAAGCGGCAGUUGCUCGACAAGGAUAACGCGCAGGAAGUUAGAAAGACCUCAAAUUCCAGCUUUCCUUCCUCAUCAAACACAGGGAAAAAACCCAAUGAGAACAACGUCACCGCAGGCUCCGCUGAAGGUACCGCUGCUAACACUUCGAAAUCACCACCGUUUAUUAACCUGAAGAGAGACCCCCGGCAGGCAGCCGGACGGAGCCAGCAGCCGAACGCAUCGGAAAGCAAAGAAGGAGACGCCGGCCGAAGUGAGGAGCGACAGAGUUCAUCAGGAAGCGAUCAAACGGACCCAGAAACUAAGCAGACGUCUGGAGAUGCGGGCUUAAACCCGUAUCAAAGCGAUGCCCAAACCGCUGAGACGCAGUACGGUUCAGCUGCGGGGAAAGCAGAGAGCGCGGGCGCGGCGCAGGCAGAAGAUGCCAAACACCCCCAGGAGGAUGCGCUGAUGCAGAGCAUCGAAACCGUCAACUCCUUCAGGAGGGGAGCAGCGGCAACGGCAUCUCAUUUUGAAACCGAAAACUCUUCUCGUUCGGAGUUCGUUUCCAAAGGUCCAAACCCUAUUCCGGGUGGCGGCUUCUCCUCUGUUCGACCCCCGCAGCCGAAUUUUCAGCAUCCUAAAUCGAACCCACCCGGAUUUCAGUUUCAAGCUCCCGCGCCUCAUAACUUCCCUCCGCAGAACAACCCCAUGUUUGGGUUCCCUCCUCAUUUACCUCCUCCGCUUCUUCCUCCUCCAGGUUUUGGCUUUCCCCAAAAUCCGAUGAUGCCCUGGCCACCAGUUGCCCAUUUAUCGGGUCAGCCACCGCACUUUGCCGGACCCAUUGCACAGGGGCUGUCGGCGGCUCACAAACAGUCAAGGUUUUUGGGGCCGGAGAAUUUUUUUCAGAGUAAAGACGGUCGGAGACCGGAAAGGCGCCACAGCGACCCUUGGGGCAGACAAGAACAGCAUUUGGAGAGGGCUUUCAGUAGAGGGAAAAACGAUCCACACAGGCAAAGGUUUUACAGCGAAUCCCAUCACCAAAAGAAAGAGAGACACGAAAAGGAGUGGAACAGUGAAAAAUAUUGGGAGCAGGAUUCGGAAAGAAACAGGCGCAGGGACAGGAACCAGGAGAAAGAGAGGGAGAGGAAGAGUAGGGAGGAAGGGCAGAGGGACAAGGAACGAGCGCGAUCUCCACACAGCGAGAGGGCUGCUGAUGGGAAAAGCCCCCGAGAGACUAGAAAUCCCGAAAAAAAGGCCGAGAAGCCGAAAAGCGAGGAACAGGCUCCUGAAAAAGAGAAGGAGAGGGAGAAAAGCAAAGAGAAGCAUAGGGAGCGAGAAAGCGAAAAGAGCAGGGAGAGGCAUAGGGACCACGGCGACAGGACGAAAAGCAAGAGGUAA